Molecule: messenger RNA, 1416 nt
Organism: Stereum hirsutum FP-91666 SS1
Lineage: Eukaryota; Fungi; Basidiomycota; Agaricomycetes; Russulales; Stereaceae
Product: Pkinase-domain-containing protein
Exons: 2
Coding region: 1-1302 (433 amino acids)
Biological process (GO): meiotic recombination checkpoint signaling; protein phosphorylation
Cellular component (GO): cytoplasm; nucleus
Molecular function (GO): protein serine/threonine kinase activity; ATP binding
Source: RefSeq, a predicted model, not a curated record
AUGGCGUUCACGGCCUCCCAUUGUCGCAACCUCACAGGCUCUACCAUUGCCAACGAAACUAUCCUCUUUGUCGACCUCCUGGCUUGUGGUGCUUCUGGCGCAGUGUACCGCGCCGUUGAUCUCACUUCGCCCGACUGCGACCAGUACGCCGUCAAGUGCAUGUCCAAAGCCUGCUACGAUAGUUCUCUCACACACCACCUCCGCCACGAAAUCCUCCUGCAUCAACGAGUCUCAAAACACCCUCAUAUCCUCACCAUGCACAGCGUAUACGAGGACGAGUCAUUUGUCUACAUCGUUCUCGACCUGAUCAGGAGUGGCGACCUGCGGAAAUCGAUAUACGAGAGGAGGGCUCCUUACUAUGGAAAUGACGAGAUUGUGAGGGCUGUGUUUGGGCAGAUUGUGGACGCGGUGGGCUAUUGUCAUAAUAAGGGGGUUUAUCAUCGAGAUUUGAAACCCGAUAAUAUUCUGACGAGUGAGGACGGGAAAUCGAUCUGGUUGGCUGAUUUUGGGCUGGCGACGGUGGACAAGAAGUGCAAAGAGAUCCGAACGGGAACUCUUCCCUACCUCAGUCCCGAAUGUCUAUCAGAGGCGCUCAGUCCAACGAGUGGCUUUUCACCUCGACAGAGCGAUAUCUGGGCACUCGGUAUCAUUCUUCUCAACCUCAUAUCUUCGGCCAACCCUUGGACCAUUGCCCAUGACGAAGACCAUUCCUUCAGUGCCUACCUCCGCGACCCACACUACCUUCGCCGCCGUCUCCCCAUCUCUGCCGAAGCCAACGACCUUUUAAAACGCAUACUCCAUCCAGACCCAUUCAAACGCCUCUCGCUACCCAAAAUACGAGCCGAAAUAACAAAAAUCAGUACAUUCUUCAUGUCACUGGACGAGAUCGAGAGUGGGACACCACACGUGAAAGCGUGGCAUGACAAGAUGACGAUGAAGAUGUGCGGUGAUGGGCCGCACGGUGCAGUGAAUGUCCAAGUGUUGGACUCGCCAGCAGACUCGGAGUACUCUAUCGAGAUGCAGAGCUCGAGUUCGAAGAGCAGUAUCGAAUCGUUACGCGAGGAGUAUAUUCUUCGUACACCUAGGAUCCACUCGCAAUCCACCGACGAGACUUCCAUGGAUUCGAAGCAGGAGUUCAAGACGGCGGGGCUUGUGCCUAGGGCAGACCUCGGGACUCUUGAGGGAGCUAAGGUUGAUUUCAAGUUGGAGAUGUUGAUGCAGGACAUUCUGGAUGGAUUGGAUGAUUUCGAGAAGGAUUCCGACUAUGAGGACGAACUAGUUACGACCAAGGUUGUAUGUUAGCAGUUAUUCAGGAUUGCGAUCUCGUUGUAUCCUACCUACUCUAAUCCAUGUACUACUUACUUUCGGAUGUCGCUAUUGAUUAGCGAUAUUCCAGCAAAUUUACUUGAUUUUAAC